Molecule: messenger RNA, 1663 nt
Organism: Lindgomyces ingoldianus
Lineage: Eukaryota; Fungi; Ascomycota; Dothideomycetes; Pleosporales; Lindgomycetaceae
Product: cytochrome P450
Exons: 2
Coding region: 86-1663 (525 amino acids)
Molecular function (GO): iron ion binding; heme binding; oxidoreductase activity, acting on paired donors, with incorporation or reduction of molecular oxygen
Source: RefSeq, a predicted model, not a curated record
GGCUUACAGAAGGCUGUGUGUCUCAUGUGAGUGCAGGUGGGCGGAUUCGCCACAACUUGGCGAAGUUUAACACCUCAACACCGCCAUGGCUCUCCUCAUGCUUUAUCCUCGACUGUCUACGAUUAGUCUUCUAAUCGUUGCAUACAUUUCCUGGAGAGUGGCUUCGUACUUUUCCUUCAAAUACAAAUCUAAAGGCCUACCACUACCACCCGGACCUAAGGGCGAACCAGUCCUUGGUCAUUUGCGCAUCAUCCCAGUCGACAAUCCCGAAUACUAUUAUCAAAAUCUCUCUAAGGAACUCCAAAGCGAUGUCCUCUCUUUCAACGUCCUCGGCCAGCCCGUCGUCGUUCUCAACAGCGUUCAGGCCGCCAUUGACCUCUUCGACAAACGAGGAGCCAACUACUGUGAUAGACCCCGUUUCGUAUUAUUCGAAGUCAUGGGAUGGAGCAUGACACUCACCUUUCUACGUUGGGGUCCGCAAUUCCGGAUGCAUAGGAAAGUGCUGCAGAAAACGUUUCAGAAAAGCAGUAUCGCUCAGUACCGACCUCUUCAAGAAAAGGAAUCCAAAGUGCUAGUGGAAGGGCUCCUUAAAAAUCCGGGAGAUUGGGAAAGACUACUGAGGAGGUUUGCAACGGCUAUAGUAAUGGGAAUUGGCUUCGGAGUUCAGAUUGAUGACGAUAAAGAUCCCCAUAUUCAGAUGGCCAUCGAUGCUUCGUAUGCGCUUGGGCAUGGUGGAGCCCCGGCUGGAACGCUUGUAGACUUCUUUCCGAUUGUUAAGAGCCUACCAAAUUGGCUGGUACGAGAUCGGAGUUUGAAAUUCGCAAGAGAUUGGAGGUGGGCAAUUCGGCAAAUCCACGAAGCUCCUUACGCAGCUGGUGAGAAGCGGUCCAUAGAAGCGUCACUUGUGCGUACGCUGCUCAGUGAACGACAGAAAAGACUCGAUAAGGGAGAACCUGAAGAGAUGACUAUCGAAGACAUCAAAGGAGCCGCUGGAGCCGUAUACGCCGCAGGUCAAGAUACGACGUGGAGUACGUUGGUAGUCUUCGUCCUCAACAUGGUUCUCCACCCCGAAGUCCAGGAUAAAGCCCAAAAGAUCAUUGACACUGUAGUUGAACCUGGCCGACUACCGGCAUUUGCUGAUCGUCCAUACCUUCCCUAUAUUGACUACAUAGUCCAAGAAACUCUCCGUUGGUGUCCUGUUUCUCCUGUUGGCGUUCCGCACCGAAGUAUCGAGGAUGACGUAUACAAUGGCUUCUUCAUACCUGCUGGCUCAUUUGUGUAUGCGAAUGCUAGGGCAAUGACGCACGACGAGCGCACAUACUCCAACCCGGACGAAUUCGACCCUGAUCGAUAUAUUCCACAAUCCGAAGGCGGACGCGGCGAGCCGUUCCCCAAGGGACAAUUUGGCUUCGGCCGCCGAGUAUGCGUAGGACAGCACCUAGCAGAAGCCAGUAUCUGGAUAGUGGUUGCAAGCCUCUUGUCUGUGAUCCAGGUUGAGCGAUGGCGGAACCUGGAGACGGGAUUGGAAGAGAUUCCAAAAGUUAAAUUGACGAAUGGGCUUACAAGCCAUCCUCAAUCGUUCAAAUGCAGCAUUGUUCCGAGACAACACAGGCUUGUGAGACAAAGGUUGCUGAGGGCCAGGGGGCUCGUGUUCGGAGAUUAA